CGUCGGGCAGAAGGGGCGCUCGCACGCCUAAUGCAGUCUUCUCGGAGCGCCAUGAAUGACGUCAAUAGAAUGCGUCACCGGUGGCGUCUGUCAGGAGCGAGGAUGUCGCCGCCAACGCUCUUCAGCUUGCCGGAGGCGCGGUUGCGUUUCAUGAAUUCUACUCGAGAUGCACUCAGAAACAAAACCAUUAAGCCUUUAUUGACUGCAUUUAGCCAGGUACCUGGAAGUGAAAAUGAAAAAAAGUUAACACUGGAUCAAGCUUUCCGAGUUGCUCUGGAAGAAGAAAUUAUAAAUAAAGCUUCUUGUGAAAAUGUCCUGGCUAUCAUUUCACUUGUUAUUAGUGGGGUCAUAGAAGAGAAAUCAUUCUGGCAGAGAUAUAAACGGAUUCUCUCCCAUGAAGGUAUUUGUACUGCAUCAACCCCUUUUGUGCUUCUGGGAGAUGUUUUGGAUUGCCUUCCUUUGGAUCAGUGUGACAGAAUUUUCACCUUUGUGGAAAAAAACGUUACCACAUGGAAAUCGAACACAUUUUACUCUGCGGGAAAGAAUUAUUUACUGAGAAUGUGCAAUGAUCUUUUAAGAAGACUGUCAAAAUCACAAAAUACAGUAUUUUGUGGAAGAAUUCAGCUCUUCUUGGCCAGGUUAUUUCCUCUUUCAGAAAAGUCAGGGCUUAAUUUGCAAAGUCAAUUUAAUUUGGAAAAUAUCACAGUUUUUAAUACCAGUGAGCAAGACAGCACCCUUGGACAGAAGCAUGCGGAGGAAAGAGAGGAAGGAAUGGAAGUGGAAGAAGGUGAAAUGGGAGAUGAUGAAGCUCCUACAAGUUGUUCCAUUCCAAUAGAUUAUAAUUUGUACAGAAAAUUUUGGUCACUUCAAGAUUACUUCAGAAAUCCUGUGCAGUGCUAUGAAAAGGUCUCAUGGAAAAUAUUUCUUAAGUACUCAGAAGAAGUAUUAACUGUCUUUGAGAGCUACAAGUUGGAUGACACUCAGGCAUCAAGAAAAAAAUUAGAAGAGCUGAAAACUGGAGGAGAGCAUGUUUAUUUUGCAAAAUUUCUUACAAGUGAAAAGUUAAUGGAUUUACAGUUGAGUGACAGCAAUUUUCGCCGCCAUAUACUGUUGCAGUAUUUAAUAUUAUUUCAGUAUUUAAAGGGGCAGGUAAAGUUUAAAAGUUCAAACUUUAUUCUGACUGAUGAACAGUCCCUGUGGAUUGAAGCUACCACAAAACAAGUUUACCAGCUUCUAUCAGAAAACCCACCUGAUGGAAAAAGGUUCUCCAAAAUGGUAGAGCAUAUAUUAAACACAGAAGAAAAUUGGAAUUCAUGGAAAAAUGAGGGCUGUCCAAGCUUUGUGAAAGAAAGACAGAGUGAUUCCAAGUCAGUGAGACCUUUUGUGCGAAAGAGGCUAGCUCCUGAAGAUUUCUUAGGGAAAGGACCUAACAAAAAAAUUCUAAUGGGAAACGAAGAAUUAACUCGCCUCUGGAAUUUAUGCCCUGAUAACAUGGAAGCGUGUAAAUCUGAGAGUCGAGAAUAUAUGCCAACAUUGGAAGAGUUUUUUGAAGAAGCUAUAGAACAGGCAGAUCCUGAAAACAUGGUUGAUAAAGAAUUUAAGGUUGUGAAUAAUUCUAACUAUGGCUGGAGAGCAUUAAGACUAUUAGCAAGAAGAAGUCCUCACUUUUUUCAGCCAACCAAUCAACAGUUUAAAAGUUUACCGGAAUACCUUGAAAAUAUGGUCAUCAAAUUAGCUAAAGAAUUACCUCCUCCUUCUGAAGAAAUUAAAACAGGCGAGGAUGAAGAUGAGGAAGACAACGAUGCUUUGUUAAAAGAAAACAAUGAAAGUCCAGAAGUUCAGCGGGAUAAGCUUGUAACAGGAGAACAAAUAGAAUUAUUUGCUAACAGACUUGGUGAAUAUUGGAAAGUCCUGGCUCCAUACUUGGAAAUGAAAGACUCUGAUAUAAGGCAAAUUGAAUCAGAUAGUGAAGAUCUGAAGAUGAGAGCUAAGCAGUUGCUUGUUACCUGGCAAGAUCAAGAAGGAAUCCACGCUACUAUGGAAAAUUUGAUUACUGCAUUGACCAAAGCUGGGCUGAAUGACCUUUCUGAAAGCUUAUCCAAUGACAGUGAAAACUAGCUAAUUUGAAAAUGGCUUAUUUAAAACAAUGGCUAUUGUUCCUGAAUGUAAUAAUUGAUAGGGCAGUUUAAUUUGAUGAACAAUAAAUCUUUUAAUUACAUAAUUGUCUAAAAUUCUGCAGACAAAACAAACAUUCUUCUGAAAUCCUUAAGAUGUGGAAAAGUAGAAAAUAUAUAUUCAUGUGUGUGCUAUAAAAGAGAUUUCUUUAAUAUAACUGAAUGUUUUAAUCUCAAGUUACAUGCAAGCAGGAACUCAAUUCUUUUACUGAAAAGCUGGCAAAGGCAAUUGCUGUUUGUUUGCUAACAAGCUUUGUAUAUAGAAAAUCAACAAGGACUACAUUACAGUUAGGUUAUGAUUCUCAUAUAAUCUGUUCUAAUGGAGUGCCUCCAAAUGAUGUCGAUAGCAGAACUGCAAUUAAUACUUAGUUUUGAUCA
Molecule: messenger RNA, 2552 nt
Organism: Ahaetulla prasina
Lineage: Eukaryota; Metazoa; Chordata; Lepidosauria; Squamata; Colubridae
Gene: THOC1
Product: THO complex subunit 1
Exons: 21
Coding region: 31-2118 (695 amino acids)
Biological process (GO): mRNA export from nucleus; signal transduction; regulation of DNA-templated transcription elongation
Cellular component (GO): THO complex part of transcription export complex
Molecular function (GO): protein binding
Source: RefSeq, a predicted model, not a curated record